AGAACCAAAGUUGACAUACAGGAGAAUGGGAGAAGAAAUAAUCGGGAGGGGGACGGACAAGCGGGGACGGAGGAAGGAGAGAGAUGUUGCGGGGCGAUGACCGAUUCGCUCAGCCCCAGCUGAACUAUUCACUGUAGUCAGAGAUGGGGAUUACUUGCGAAGCCGUCAGUUGGACUCGGUUGGGAGAUGCUGCUCGGAUGAUUCGGAGAGUGGUGCGAGGACACUGGCUGAACCUGCCAUUGACCGCGAUUGGAUCCGCAAUUGCCGGCACUGUACCCAAUAUAACCUUUCUACGAUUUUCCAGGACUCUCUACAAUACACAUAGCUCGAGCACGGAGUACUCCGUAGAUUUUGCAGAUUUCCCCCUGGUGCCUCUCAGCCGCAAUCUCAGAGCGUGGCCCAUUCGCAACGCCACGGUGGAUCCGCGUCGCUCGACUCCUCGAGCCCAUAUCAGGGGCUGGCACAAUCUGGACAAAACACGCGGCGGCGAGACUGACGGACAGCCACACGAGUGGAGCGAGGAUCGAAUUCGCGAAGGCUUAUUCGAUGCCGCAGAGGCUUGAUGCGCCACUAGCCUGACUAUUGGAGCGACGACCCGAGAUGCGAGGCAUUUGGAGUCAAAAUACCCGACGGCCCGCCUACAAAA
Aspergillus heteromorphus CBS 117.55 is the source of this 646-nucleotide messenger RNA. RefSeq lists its product as uncharacterized. The record is from RefSeq and is a predicted model, not a curated record. Bases 144 to 563 code for a protein of 139 amino acids. Lineage: Eukaryota; Fungi; Ascomycota; Eurotiomycetes; Eurotiales; Aspergillaceae. The transcript has a single exon.